GUGAAGUAAUAAAGAAACAAAGAAAAAACGUAGAAAAUUCCCAAUUUGUAAUGUUGCUAUUAAUUUUGACUUGAAUCUCACACGUUCAUCAAUUUGUCAAUUACUACAGCAAAUCUUCUUUUUCCGCACAAAAUUAAGAGUAACAUACAAUUUUAUUUUUUAUUCUUAAUUUUUAUGGGUUCUUCCAUUGGAUCUUCCUAAAACCCGGAGAUCAGAUCACACCAUUAGAAACAUGAAGAACAAUUUUCACUAUAUUCUGCUCUGAACAAUUCAUCACUUCACUCUUUCUUCAUUACCCAACUGUUUUCUUCUUCUUUCACACUAUCAGCAUUGCAAAUCCCAAAUUCUCAACACUUUUAUCUGUUUGAUCUGGUUAUGGUUUGUGGAAUUCUGCUGUUUUUGGAGGAUUUUUGAAUUCUCAAUGCUCAUGCUGGGUCUAGAUCAGUGAUCCCUACUAUACUUUGACACUAUUGUUGUCUGGCAUCAUCGCAUGAUCUAUAUGUUGUUAGGAGAGGCAGAUGAAGUGUUUUAAAUUGUUAAUAAAUAAUGGUCUUUGGUAAAAUCGCAGAAAUAAUAUCGUCUGCAACAAAUCGUUCAUCCAUGAGGCAUUCAUCUUCCAUUCCAUACAUCCAAGCAGGAUUAUCACCUCCAAAAGGUUCUAGCAAUGGCUUCGGGUUUAGCAGCACGGGGCAGAUGAACAACAUGAGGUUGUCUUCAUCGUUACAAGAUUUUUCCCAAUUUUGUCGAAUCGACGCUGAGUUCAGUGAGUCAAAUGGUGGGUUUGAUCUUAUUAAAGAAAAACCUCCCCAUACUUUUCGUAAAGACAUAUCUAGUCCCAGUUUCUCGAAAGAUAAAGUGCCUCAAAGCAAUCUGUUUAUUCGUAAGAAAUGGAUUAGAAUAUUAACAAGCCUUCUUUGCCUGCUUUUCUUUGGUAUCCUUGUGUUUAUACUUGGUCGGUUUCUUUAUUCUUUGUGGUCCGAAGGCGCUUCCAAGUUUUACGUUGUGCUCGAUUGCGGGAGCACUGGAACUCGAGUAUACAUAUAUCAAACAUCUGUCGCAAACAAGAAAAACGGUAAUCUUCCCAUUGUUUUGGCAUCAUAUUCCGGGGGAUAUAGAAAGCCAAAAGGACAAAGUGGUCGUGCUUAUAAUCGUAUGGAGACUGAGCCUGGGCUUGACAAAUUGGUACGCAACGCUACUGGUUUGAAGGCUGCAUUAAGGCCACUUCUACGGUGGGCAGAGAAGCAAAUUCCCGCGAAUUCGCAUAAGUCUACUUCUCUUUUCCUUUAUGCUACUGCUGGUGUUCGAAGAUUGCGAACACCCGACUCUGAUUGGCUUCUUAAUCAUGCCUGGUCUAUACUAAAACACUCUCGUUUCUCGUGUCAAAGGGAUUGGGUCAAGAUUAUUAGCGGCAUGGAGGAAGCAUAUUACGGAUGGAUAGCACUAAACUAUGAAACAGGUGUCUUAGGUUCCAUUCCGAAAAAGCCUACUUUUGGUGCCCUUGAUUUGGGUGGUUCGUCGCUGCAAGUCACAUUUGAGAGUAACGAACCUGUUCUUAACAAAACUAACUUAAACCUUAGCAUUGGACCGGUGAAACAUCACCUUAGCGCCUAUUCUCUAUCUGGGUAUGGAUUAAACGAUGCCUUCGACAAAUCUGUUGUUCAUCUGCUCAAAAGAAUGCCAAAACCGAGCAAGGAUGAUUUAGCUCGGGGGAACUUAGAAAUCAAGCAUCCUUGCUUACAUCCCGGAUAUAAAAGUGAAUACUCUUGUUCUCAGUGUGCUUCCGUAAACCAAGAGGCCGGACCCGGGAGUCCUCGUUAUGGAGAGAAGGAUAUUGGCAAAGGAGGCAAACCGGGAAUCCCCGUUCAGCUCAUUGGCUCUCCAAAUUGGGCUGAUUGUAGUGCAGUUGCUAAGGCUGCUGUAAAUCUAUCUGAAUGGUCGGAUCUUAAUCCUGGAUUCGAUUGUGAUGUGCAACCAUGUGCUCUUUCUGAAGACCUUCCCCAUCCUCGUGGGCAAUUUUUCGCUAUGUCUGGGUUCUUUGUCGUCUAUCGGUUUUUCAACUUGAGCUCUGAAGCAACCCUUGAUGAUGUUUUAGAGAAGGGGCAUCAAUAUUGCGGUAAAGAUUGGGAAGUUGCUUAUAAAAGCGUUCCUCCGCAGCCCUUUAUCGAGCAGUACUGCUUCAGAGCACCCUACAUAGUUUCAUUGUUGCGGGAAGGCCUGCAUAUAACGGAUGGUCAGAUCAUGAUUGGCUCGGGUGGUACCACUUGGACACAAGGCGUUGCACUCGUUGAAGCUGGCAAGGCGUUUGCAACUAGAACCGAACUUCACACACUUCAAUUAUUUGAUGUGAAGUUAGAUCCUGUUGUUCUUUUUGCGAUUCUGUUAGUAUCCUCGAUUUUGUUGGUUUGUGCAUUGUCGUGCGCUGGUAAUUGUGUGCCUAGAUUUUUCCGUAGAACCCAUCUUCCUAUUUUCCGGCAUAAUAGUGCGCCAGCAGCAGUUAUCAAUAAGGCAUCCCCUUUCCGGUUUCAGCGUUGGAGCCCCAUAACUUCAGGUGAUUCGAGAGUGAAAAUGCCACUAAGUCCAACGGCCAUUGGCGAUCAAGAAAGGUCAUUUGGCGUUGGACAUUCGUUUGGAAGCAACAUUCAGCUCACUGAUUCUCCUCUAUAUUCUGCAAUCAGUGGUGUGUCACAUAGUCCUUCAUCAUUUAAUUUAGGGCAAAUUCAAUUUGACAAGAAUGGGUGGAGCCCUCAUAGAAGUCAGAUGCGUCUCCAAAGUAGACGAUCAGCAUCCCGAGAUGAUCUGAUUUCUUCUCUAUCGGAUCAUUGAUGAAUGCUCAGAUCUCCAAAAUGCUGGUACGAUUUCGGUAUUUACUUCGCCUACAAGCCUACAAUUAGUCCGAUAAUCUGAAAUUUUAGGGUAAGUUAGGUUUUUUGGCCUAUCUCCAAUUUUGGCCCUCUUAGUAUAUAAUUCAUUGUUGAAGCUUUACUGUAAAGAUAUAAAUUUUCAAAGCAACCUAGAGGAACUAGUAUAGUCUGUCUCAAUUAGUAUAACAUAAUUCGCUAGCUAAUUCGCGUUUUGAAUUCGCGAUUCGCUCAAAUUUGCCCAAGAAUAGCCUAAAACCGACCAUAAUUCACUUUUUUCGAUUCGCAAUUCGCGAGGAAGUUAGCGAAUUAUGUGACACUAGUCUAAACUCUCACUUAGUCACCUCAUUGUUCUGUUAUGUGUAUUGAUUCUAUUUAAUGUACCUUAUACAUCUUAUACAUAUUCAUAUAUACACGUUUUUUUUUCUCGAGUUG
Molecule: messenger RNA, 3293 nt
Organism: Amaranthus tricolor (Joseph's coat)
Lineage: Eukaryota; Viridiplantae; Streptophyta; Magnoliopsida; Caryophyllales; Amaranthaceae
Product: probable apyrase 7
Exons: 3
Coding region: 547-2823 (758 amino acids)
Biological process (GO): nucleoside diphosphate catabolic process
Cellular component (GO): membrane
Molecular function (GO): nucleoside diphosphate phosphatase activity
Source: RefSeq, a predicted model, not a curated record